AUGCCUUACAAACUUCCACCGUCGGAGCCGAUUGCGGUCGUGGCAAGCAGCUGCAGGUUUGCGGGCGGCGUCACUUCUCCAAGCAAACUUUGGGACCUUUUGAGACAGCCGACAGAUUUGUCUCGCAACGUGCCCCCCAGUCGGUUCAACGUACGUGCAUUCUUCCACCCCGAUGGCGACUACCACGGCACCACCGAUUCACCCAAGGCCUACUGGCUCGACGAUUAUCAAGAUAUCCGCGAGUUCGAUGCCGGUUUCUUUGGCAUCGCACCGAAAGAAGCAGAGGCCGUUGACCCGCAGCAGCGACUCCUACUCGAGACCGUCUUCGAGGCUCUCGAGUCUGCAGGAUACCAGCUUCCACAAUGGGCCGGGAAAGAUGUUGCCGUCUACGUCGGUGCCAUGACCGCAGACUUCUACUCCGUAUCACUACAGGACGACUUGACGACGUCUCCGUACUACGCCACUGGCAAUGCGCGGUCCAUCUUGUCCAACCGCAUCAGCUACUUUUACGACUUUCAUGGGCCCUCUGUCACCAUUGACACGGCAUGUUCCUCCAGUCUUGUUGCUUUGCAUCAGGCUGUCCUCGGACUACGUGCCGGCGACUGCAGUGCUGCCUGCGUGGCCGGUGUCAAUUUGAUGCUCACACCGGAACAAUUUGUCGUCGAGUCCAGUCUGCAUAUGCUGAGUCCCACCGGACAUUGUCAUAUGUGGGAUUCGCGAGCCGAUGGCUAUGCACGUGGUGAAGGCGCAGCCGUCUUGUUCUUGAAGCCGUUGCGCCGAGCCCUGGCCGAUGGCGAUGGACCACGCAUUCAAGCUCUCAUCCGCGAGACGGGGGUGAAUUCGGAUGGCCGCACCGCUGGCAUCACGAUGCCGAGCCCCACUGCUCAGGCAUCUCUCAUCCGCGCCACAUACACGCGUGCGGGACUUGAUAUCACCGACCCUGCAGAUCGCUGCCAGUACUUCGAGGCUCAUGGCACCGGCACACCGGUCGGCGACCCCCGAGAAGCAAGUGCCAUCUACUCCGCAUUUUUCAAGGAGCGCGACGAUCACUCCGACAAAGGGAACCUGGCUGGUGCAAGCGCAAAGUCUCCUCGACCGCUUCUAGUCGGGUCAGUCAAGACUGUCAUUGGUCAUACAGAGGGUGCUGCUGGCCUUGCUGGCAUCUUGAAGGUCAUGCUGGCUAUGAAAAAUGGCCAGGUACCUCCAAAUCUGCACAUGGAAAAGCUAGCCUCGACCGUGGCUCCUUUCUGCACCCCAGCUCCACAAGGUUAUCUACAGAUCCCUACAGAGCUCAUGAAAUGGCCUGCGGCGAAACCUGGGCAUCCUCUCCGGGCCAGUGUGAACUCGUUCGGAUUUGGUGGGACCAAUGCACAUGCCAUUGUUGAAAAAUACGAUCCCAGCAUUCACAGCCCGCAUCUCAGCAUUAUGAAUGUUCGUCCAUCAGCCUUACGAGGAACGUCAAGCCUACCCCAAAUACCCCUCUUUUUGUCUGCGAGCUCUGCGAGCACCCUCCGCUCAUUGGCCAAGAACUAUCUUGAUUUCCUCCAAAACCAACUGCAUGGAAAUUCGGCAUUGCCAUUUGAAGAGCUAGCAUGGCGUGCAUACACAUCCCGGACACACUUUCUCUACCGCCUUGCUAUCUGUGGCAAUUCCCUGACAGAUGCUAUCAACAUCCUCUCGGAGCAGUUGUCAGAUGCUAGCAAUGGCCAAACUAAAGACCUCGGCUUCAGAGCACGGCGCAUCGAGAACACUGCCAAUGGAGACGCACCGCAGCUUCUCGGAGUCUUCACUGGCCAGGGCGCGCAAUGGCCGGGCAUGUCAAAAGAUUUGUUUUCGACGAACCGUGUGUACCGAGAGUCCAUUCGCAAUCUGGACUCUGUUCUCAGGGCAUGCCCUGACCCGCCCAGCUGGACUCUAGAAGAGGAACUUCAAAAACUGGAUGCAGAUGGUUCUCGAGUCCGCGAAGCAGCUGUUGCACAGCCGCUGUGCACGGCCCUGCAGAUUGGCCUCAUCGAUGUUUUAGACCGACUUGGGCUACACUUUACGUCUGUCAUUGGCCACUCGUCCGGUGAGAUUGGAGCCGCAUAUGCUGCCAAGUACAUUUCAAGACGAGACGCGAUUUUGAUCGCAUACUACCGAGGCAAGAGUGUAUCAACUCCCAUGCUCCCGCAAGGUGGCCCACAACAGCCACAGGGAGGCAUGCUUGCUGUUGGCUUGUCCCGCGAGGACGCCGAUGCCUUCUGCGAAGCAUUUGAUGGCCGGUUGUGUGUGGCUGCCAGCAACUCGCCGAGCAGCUCUACGUUAUCUGGCGACAUGGACGCCGUUUUGGAAGCUGAGCAGCAGCUCAGGUCGAGAAGUAUCUUUGUCCGCCGCCUUCUUGUCGACAAGGCAUACCACUCUCACCACAUGGCCAGGCUUUCGGACUCUUACACCAAGGCUCUAGACGCUUGUCAAAUCUCACCCUUGGCCGCCGCGUCUGAUCCAGACCGCAGAGUGACCUGGAUUUCCAGCGUCUUCCCUGGCGAUAGUGUGCCAACAAAACAACAACUCAGAGGUUCCUACUGGGUGGACAACAUGGUCAAGCCUGUUCUGUUUCGGGAAGCUGCUGAGAAGGUCCUGUCAACUGUCCAAGGCGAGUUCGACUGUGCUAUUGAAAUUGGCCCGCACUCUACUUUGAAAGGGCCGUUUUCCGACACGCUCGCCCAGUUGUGGGCGCAAGGAACUGCUAGCUCCAAGGGCCUUCCCUACACUAGUCUACUCCAGAGAGGCAAGAGUGAUGCAACAUCGUUCCUUGAGUUUUUGGGGUUCGUCUGGACGCACUAUGAUCCACCUCUCAUCGACCUUCAUGGUCUGCUAGACGACCAAGAGAGAGACGUGCUCUCUGACACGCUCUCCCGCCAGCAUGGCGAUGUUGCAAAUAUGCUUCCUGCAUACCCUUGGGACCACUCACAGAAAUACUACCGCUACUCGCGCAUUGCACGUCAGUUCCACCACAAAUCCGACCCUCCACACGAACUUCUUGGCAGCCGUACGCGUGAUGACAUCGACGGUCACGAACUACGCUGGCGCAACUUGUUACGUGUGGACAAGCUUCCCUGGUUAGCACAUCAUGCCUUCCAAGGUCAGCCACUACUGCCUGCCUCAGCAUAUUGCAUCAUGGCCUGUGAGGCAGCAAAGACCCUCCUGUCGGGCCGAGAGGCUACAGUGGUCGAGGUUGAAGACAUCGAAUUCAUCAGUGGCAUUCCGCUGGAAGUCGACGGCCCCGCAACGGAGAUCAUGUUCUCACUCAACGUGCACCACCAACCGGGCAAGACUUCCAAUGCUACGAGUGCAUACACUGAUCAGAAUGACAACAUUAUACUCGCAUCAUUCUCCAUUUUCUCAGGCUCAGAAUCAUCACGCAUGCCUCUCGGGAAGCGAUGCAGUGGCAACCUCCGCGUUGUCCUAGGCUCCCCCAGUGCGGAUGUCCUGCCUCGCCGUGAAGACCCUGCUAAGCUGCCAGAAACGUUCGACGUCAGCACCGAGGCAUUCUACAAGAUGAUGGCGGACGUGGGUUUGCGAUACUCGGGACCAUUUGAGGCGAUAGAAUCUAUGCGUCGCCGCCUUAAUUUUGCGUCCGCUACACUCAAGCGAAUCCAUGCAAAGGAUACCACCAGCCUACCGCUCUCCCCGGCAACCCUUGACUCCUGUUUACAGACGUGCUUCAUGUCCUACUCAUCGCCAGGUGAUAGUAUGGCUCAUAGUGGAGUCGGCAGCACGCAUUUGUCAGUGGACGCACAGCUCACGAACAUCCAAGAGCCAACGUCUGAAUCUCCGGCACGCAUCACUGGAGAUAUUUGCAUUUUCAAUGAAGAUGGAAACAUGGAGGUCUGUAUUGAAGGACUGACAGUUGGCUCACUGGCAUCGGCCCAUCCCAGUGCGGAUCGUGACCUGUAUCUGCACACGGUUUACGUUCCCGACCCAGACGACUCUCUUGUCAACGACUGUGCCAUUCUCGGUGACACCAGUGUCGCAAAUGAAGCUCUGGACAGGGUGUUGGAGGAAUCCAUCCUCCGCAUCCAAUCGUUUUACGAACCUUCUCCAAAAUCAUCAAGGAUAUGGCCAACCGACACGGACGAGGUACUAACCCAGCACAUUCUCUCUUCGCCAUACUCGCUUACGCUGGGCAAGGUUAAGGCUCUCGCGAAAGAUAAUGCCCAAAUGACUUCGGCAGUCAGCGCUGAGCGCACUCUUCAGUCCUUGUUAGAAGAGGGACGGCAUGUCUACCACUUCCAACGACGGGUCUCUAGCAUCGUUAAGCAGAUUGCCCAUAAAUACCCUCGCAUAUCCGUUUUCAACUUAACCGACUCGGAAAUGCACAUGUCAACGCCCAUUCUCGAUGGUCUAUCAUCUUCCUUCAUCAGCUACAUUUCUAUGGUCCUCGGCAACGCUGACCAGAGCUUCAACUUGUAUCUUGAUCAAUUUCCGAUGUCCAUCAAGAAAAAGGUCCGGUCCUCGUCCCUUGUCCAAAUCGACGGCAUGAAGCCACAGCUGAAUGGCCUCAUCACCGCGGCUUCCAUCCAACCCUUUGAUCUGGCAAUUCUGUCCACUUCCAUCUUCAAGCGGGCGACAUCUAGUGAGGUCGUCCUUGAUUAUAUUAAGUCGUUGAUGCGACCAGGUGGCUUCCUUAUGCUCGUCCACAUGCCUCUUCAAAUGUCUCGCGGUCAGCAAUCAACCGACAUCACAGACACUUAUAUCACCCCGCCAGACUGGCCCGAUCUUCUCGACCGGUGCGGCUUCAUGACCCCGGCGAUCAAAAACACCGAUCAGUACUUUGCCGGCGGUUUCUCCAUCGCUGUACGACGGAGCAAGCGACUGCCACAGAGACAUUUGGUGCCGAAUCCCAGUGCGCUCUCUGCUGCAGUGUCGGGACCAAUCAAACCAGGCGAACGGCUUCUUGUCGUCGGCGGCCAGGCUACAGACAUUUCGUUGCUCGCAUCCAGUGUCGGCCGGCUGCUCUCUAGCCACAUGCACAAUCCCGUCACAACCGUCACAGGCCUAGAUGAGCUCGGUGCGCUCACCAAUGCCGAUCCGGCUUCUUCGCACGCCUUUACCUGCGCGAUUGUCCUGGCCGACGUCGAUGAUACAAUGUCCGUCCUCUCCUCCCUCAACGAGAGUCGACUCGAUACUUUGCGAAAGGUCCUCUUUCGGCCUGAAAUGGUCAUACUUUGGGUGACAAAGGGGGCACGCGUGGGAAACUGCGAGAGCGCUUCUUCGUACGGCUUUAUUCGCAGCAUACGCGGCGAGAUGCCAAAUCUCUUCAUUCAGAUGCUCGACUUCGAUCAUCUCGAGUCCGACGGUGGCAAGCUACUUGUUCCCAGUCCACCCAACAUAGUCUCUCCCUCUGCUGCGUCUAUGGUGACAGACGUGUUCCUCCAACUCUUGCUUGGAGUUGCGGCAAAACGCAACCAAAACUCCUUCGCGUCGGCCAAUGUCGCUGCCGACGAAGGCCGAAACAAUGACCUUUGGCAUUUGGAGACCGAGGUGUUCAUUGACAGCAUGGGUCAACGACUGGUCCCACGAAUGCUGCCUCUCAAGCCCAGCAAUGACACGUUCAAUGCCUCGCGCCGAGCGGUGACUGAGAAAGUCAACACCCUUUUAAAAUGUGUUGAGCUUGCUCAUGAUGCAACGACUGGCGAGUACAGCAUAAACGUUGUUCCAGCACCUGUGCCGUCAUCGCCUUUCCAAAUCAAAGACGUGGAGCUCUCGAGAAUCCAGGUACACUACAGCAGCGCACAGCCUCUCUUCAAAGGCCACUAUGUCUGCAUAGGGCUCAGCAGUGACACUGGCGAUAUCGUCGCAGCCAUAUCGAAGUCCAACGCCUCAUUUGUCUCUGUUCCGCGCAACCAACUGUGCCCAAUUCCUGACAGGGGUAACAAUGGAACCACGCGGCCAUAUGCAGGUGCACUUGUUGGAACUCUUGUUUGCCUCCAGCUGUUGUCUAUUUCAGCUGAUAAGCCGCUAGCUCUAGUCGCUCCCGAAAAUAUUCUACUCGAAUGCGCUCAGCAUGUCUCCGCCCAUCAAGGUCGCGACAUUGUAGCCAUUCAGGUUGCCGGUGGUGACCACAGCGCUCAAAUACUAGACGAUGGGUUAUUCCUUCAUCCCCAUGCAACAUACGGCCGGAUGGCUUCCACUCUGUAUCGAUUUAAAGACGGCGCAACGUUUGUCAACUUCCUACCUGAGAAUCACCCCGUGUCUCGAUUCCUCUCCCGCACAGUUCCUGCCAAUUGCUGUUCUUAUUCUUGGGCAAGCUUGUCUAGCCAAACACAGGACGAUGCUCCCCAGGAUGACGCCUACAUUGCCACGAAUCUUUUACAGCAGGCCAUCUCCAUCGUUGAUUCGGGCAAUGGAGCUUCUGCUGACUUUGUCUUCGUUCCAGAUCUGCUCAAGUCACACAUACGCAACGCAAGUACAGUUCAGAUUGUGGAUUGGCGAGCCGAACGAGCGGUAGAAAGAGUUGUUGUCCCUCAUGAAAACUUGGCGAGCACGAAUACGCCACAAGGACCGCUAGGAGCUAGGCUCCGCGUUGACAGAACAUAUGUCCUCGUUGGAAUCACACGCGACAUGGGCCAAAGCCUGUCAACGCUUUUGUCCAAACAGGGUGCACGACACAUUGUCCUCGCAAGCCGGAACAUCCCGACAUCUAGGCCUCAGUGGGCCAAGCAUGCAAAACGGGUGGUCGGAGUUGAUAUCCGCUUUGAAUCUCUAGACGUGACCGACUUAGCCGCAGUCCAACAAUUCCGCAUCCGCGUCGAGCAAUCGAUGCCACGUAUUGGCGGUAUCGUCAACGGGGCUAUGGUCCUGGACGACCGCGUUUUUGCGCAAAUGACAGCUGACGCAUUUUCGCGGGCGAUGCGGCCCAAGACGGUUGGCUCCCGCAACCUCGACACAGUGUUCCGUGAUGACGACGAGGAAGAUCGCAACAAGCUCGACUUCUUCAUCAUGACAUCGUCCUGUACUGCUGUAGCAGGUCAUGCCGGACAAUCCAAUUACGCCGCAGCGAACAUGUACAUGAAUGGUUUGGCUGCGAACCGGCAGCGUCGGGGUGUUGCCGGCUCCGUCCUGAACAUUGGCGUCAUCUACGGCCUGGGCUUCUUGCAACGUGAGAAAGAGGAGCUCUAUGCAGGGCUCGAGCGCGAGCGGUAUCCGCCCAUCUCCGAGCGCGAUCUGCACCACAUGUUCCUCGAGGCCAUUGCUUUGGGACGGCCAAAACCGGGUCGUGCUGCCCGGCCAGAGGACUUUAUCGACCUCACGACCGGUCUGAGCCGCUUCAACCCACACCAAACCGCCGACAACGAGGUACACUGGCACCGAGACCCCCGUUUCUCGCACUUUACCGUCGACGACGACAGCGAAUAUGGGUCCAAUGAGAAGCAGUCCGGUAGCAGCGAGAAUAGUAGCGCGAAGCAACUGGCUGAUCUCAUUGGUGGCGAGGCUGCGACGGCUGAGGUCAUCGGUCAGCAGCUCGCGAUUGCCUUCAGCGAACGUCUGGCGACGCUGUUGCACGUUGGUCCGUCAACCAGCGCCGAUGGCAGCAACGAUGGUGCCGGCCGCAUUCGAAGCGACAGUAGUUUAAUGGAACUGGGUGUCGACUCUCUGGUGGCGGUGGAGAUGCGCGCAUGGCUCUGGCGCAUGACCAGCCGCGACGUGCCGGUGAUGAAGAUUUUGGGUGCGGCAAGCAUCAACAGACUUUGUACCGAUAUUGCAAGCGAUGUUGUGGCCUCUCGCGGCCAAUAA
Messenger RNA from Sporothrix schenckii 1099-18, 7776 nucleotides. RefSeq names its product polyketide synthase. The transcript has 4 exons. Gene Ontology annotation, biological process: fatty acid biosynthetic process; secondary metabolite biosynthetic process. Gene Ontology annotation, molecular function: fatty acid synthase activity; phosphopantetheine binding; 3-oxoacyl-[acyl-carrier-protein] synthase activity. The coding region runs from base 1 to 7776 and encodes 2591 amino acids. The record is from RefSeq and is a predicted model, not a curated record. Lineage: Eukaryota; Fungi; Ascomycota; Sordariomycetes; Ophiostomatales; Ophiostomataceae.